Messenger RNA from Paramecium sonneborni, 677 nucleotides. NCBI's taxonomy places the organism in Eukaryota, Ciliophora, Oligohymenophorea, Peniculida, Parameciidae. The record is from the annotation of a GenBank genome assembly.
AUUAAACUUAUACAAGAAAGUGGGCAAAAAAUUUGAUGGUACCAAUAUUUUCAAUAGACUAUCGAAAAGCUCCAGAAAACCCAUAUCCAUUUGGCUUAGAUGAUUGCUGGUAAGCUUACAUGUUUAUAAUCAACUAUAUUGAUCGUUAUUUUAAUAUCAAACCAAACAAAGUAGUGUUAGUCGGUGAUAGUGCAGGAGGUAAUUUAGUGGCUGCACUAACAGUUUAAAUUAUUAAAUCUGGUGCAAGAAUUCCUGAUGGAAUUUUAAUGGCUUACCCAGCAUUAUUAUUAGAUAUUAAAUAAUUCACUCCAAGUUUAUUGAUUUCUUUAAAUGAUCCAUUAUUGCAUCAUACUGUUUUGAAGUUAUGCAUUUCUUCAUAUGUUCCAUAACAAUUUGAUGCAAAAUUAGAUCCAUUAAUUUCACCAUCAAUUGCAAGCGAUGACAUUUUGAGUAGAUUUCCACCAACAAGGAUUGUUUUAGGUACUAACGACCCAUUGCAUGAUGAGAGUUUUAGAUUAGCCAAUAAUUUAUUUAGAUUGGGAAGAGAUAUUAAAAUUACUGAAUAUAAAUGGAUGCCUCAUGGAUUUCUAUAAUUUGAUGUUAUAUAAGGCAUGAAGGAAGCCUGUUAAACAGUUCUUGAUACAUAAAAUAUUAUUCAAAGUCUACUUACAUCAUGA